This is a messenger RNA of Chaetomium globosum CBS 148.51, 534 nucleotides long. RefSeq lists its product as uncharacterized. The record is from RefSeq and is a predicted model, not a curated record. Bases 1 to 534 code for a protein of 177 amino acids. The transcript has a single exon. NCBI's taxonomy places the organism in Eukaryota, Fungi, Ascomycota, Sordariomycetes, Sordariales, Chaetomiaceae.
AUGCAUCACACGACACUCCUCUCCGUGAUAGGAUUCUUCAUCGGCAUCCGAGCGGGUGUUGCGGGCCACGUUGACUCCCCACCAUCACAGGUCGGUCAAGCCUGCGGUCAAACACUCGGAGACUGCGCCGGAAACCUAACCUGCAUUCCCCUUUCGACGGACUGCACCCGGUGGGUCAACAGUUGGGAUGAAGGAUGCCCGGGCACCUGCCAGGACAUAGACAUCUCCAAGCAACAAAUCUACACGCUCUGUGGGGGCUGGUCGUUGAUGGAUGACUGCAACGAGCGCAUCGAGAGCUGCAUUGCCGAUCCGAGAACUGCCGACUUGUGCGGGCCUUCGUGCGACGGACCUGGCAUUUGUUGGCCGUUUGCUGAGAUAUGCGGAGGGGAGGAAAAGUUAAAGUGCCCGGAGGGGAAGGCCUGUUUUAACGACCUGGUCUGUCUUCCGCUAAGGUUUGGGUCUGACUACUACGAAAAGACAUCGCUAGAGGAGAUCCAUAGGACGGAUCAGGAUGGGUGGCAAGGGGACAAGUGA